Messenger RNA from Parathielavia appendiculata, 4001 nucleotides. RefSeq lists its product as uncharacterized. Gene Ontology annotation, cellular component: lamellipodium; plasma membrane. Gene Ontology annotation, biological process: cell migration; regulation of Arp2/3 complex-mediated actin nucleation. The transcript is spliced from 5 exons. Bases 262 to 3879 code for a protein of 1205 amino acids. NCBI's taxonomy places the organism in Eukaryota, Fungi, Ascomycota, Sordariomycetes, Sordariales, Chaetomiaceae. The record is from RefSeq and is a predicted model, not a curated record.
AUCUGAAGCAUUCACAUCUGGAUUCGGGAUAGCGGCUUCUGAACAACGCCCGACUGAACUCCAGCUGGCUCAGAUGACCAGCCGUGCAAUCCGGCCGCUUCUUGCUCUGCGCCAUCGAGCGUGCACAGAAUCCAAUCCUUCGGUGCAAAGCCAUCGGGCGCUGAAGCCUCGUUGACCUGCUUCGUGUUCGGUCCCUCAGGCCGUGCGUCGUGCCGUCGAACCAAUACACAUACUGCGUCGAACCGUGCUACAUAACUUACCAUGUCUACUGUGGCCAUCGAGGUGAACAAACGACCCAGCCCGACAGCGCUAGCCGUAUCCACGCCCGAAAGCCUUGAAUCUGGUACGAGCUCGUCAACAACAGGGCGCAGCUCCCCCUCGAGCUUCGACAGCAACCACAGGACCUUCUCCAUCAGCUCUAUCGCAGGCCGGUCAUGGCGCUCGUUCAGCAACAAGGAGCGAAAUACCACCCCCGACGCAGGACACAGCUUCCGGAGCCAAGCCCGAAGGCUAUCCAGGUCAAGACCCCUAUCGUCCUCGUCCCAUAUCGAUGAUCGUAGACGCCGCAGCUCAGCCCUCUCUGACGACCACGGUCGGCUCUCGCUUUCAGCCACGGAUAACUCGAGCCUGGCAACAGCGACUUCGUCUUCUUCUUCCAUCAAUUGGGCAGCGCAGCAGGUUGAGGGGUCCGCCCCGCUAGAGCCGGACACCCUCCUGCUAAAAUCGAAGACGCCAUAUCUGGUAGUGACGACAAACUACCUUGUAAAGACGAAGAGCCGCGCCGACGCCUUUGCCCUCCUCCCAGGAUUGGCGACAGAAGGCACCCAACAUGAAACCAGAAGCCCGACUCCGGAGCCGCUCCUGGUCAUCCCCAUGGACACCAUUGUGUCCGUGUUCGCGGCAGAAAGCCCGCGGCCGUCCUUUGGCAUCGAGGUCUGGUGGAGGACCCCUCUGGCUGGCCGUGCCUUCUGCCGGUCUGACUUCUUCUUUGCCAGUCCCAACGACCGGAACGAGCAGCUGCACCUGAUAACCCGGGCCAUGCAAGCCAGCCAGCAAGACGAGAACGGCCCUGGCCGCUGUACCGAGGAUGUCGCAUCCUUACUGGACAAGAUGCUCGAGGUGGGUGAGCCAAGGUUGCACCAACACAAGCCGGAAAUAUUUCCUGUUGUGCCGCGUGGUAGCACACGGAAGGAGUACAUGCCCAGGCUUGAGGAUGCCACGAAGAAGCCUCAGGAGGGCCCUGCGUUCUACCUCAUAGUCGGCACCUACCUCUGCUAUUUGGCCGAGAUUCAAAAAGCGAAGGGCGGUGAUCCCAUCUUCCGGCACAGGACCUUUGGUCUGGUCACUCUGGAGUGUUUCGAGGGUGAGGGUGUGCUUCACGAAGAACGGUUCAAUAUUACGUUUCGGGAACCGUUCAAAGCCUCGGUCACGCUCGAGCUCGCGAGCCGCUACUACCGGCAGAUCAUUCGCGUUUUCGGCACAGCCGACCGCUUCCUCAAGCCCGCUUGGCCGCAGCUCUGGCAGAGCCUGGAGAUCUUCCGCGUCACGGGACUGAAGGAGCCGCAGUAUCUCGUGCCCAAGGAAGACUUUGGGAGCUUCCAGCGGACUCUCAAUGCGUACCUGGCGGCCUAUCGCUGCGAGGAUGUCGACUGGGAGAUUAACUGGAAGACACGGUUCGCUCCCGAGUUCCGGCUGCUGCCCGGGAAGCGGAAGCCAUACUCGGCCUUGCAGCUUCUGGCCGUCUUGCGCGCUCUGCGGUACAACGACUACUUCAACUCGUUGUCGUUUAGGGAUGUCGACCUGUCGGUGCUGUAUGGAUUCCGGGACAACACCCUUAGGAAGGUGAAUGUUGCGUACCUGAGCCGUACUUGCGUCGCCCUCGGGCUUGACGAAGUCGAGAUGCUGAGGGUUAGUCCGGUGCUGCACCAAGAAUUCCACGCCCUGGCGUUCUGCUCCGAGACGAUCCGGCAGAUCGACUUUACGAAUUGCAGCAAGACGCUGGCCUCUCGACUGGCUCAGUACAAGAGUCAGAACCCCAGCCUCCAGUUCCUUACGCCAAUCCUUAGCUUAUUGAGGUCUGGUAUUACCAAGUGCAAUCGCUUGCUUGUUGGUGGGAACGUUUUGCCUCAGUUUGACGUUGAGGAUCUCGCCGAAACGAUGAAAUCGGGAGCGAUUCAAGCACUGGACGUAUCGUACUGCGGCCUUGAUGACUCCGGUCUACGGGAUAUGAUAGUGACGCCACUCUCAGAGUACCCAGGAUUGCUUCAGUCUCUGUCUUUGUCCGGGAAUCCAGGGCGUCUUCCAGCGCACAUCUUACCCGGACUGCUCCAGUACCUUACCGAGAUUCGGAAGUUGAACCUCAGCGGCACCAUUCAGGCUGAGAGCUACAUCAAAGGCUCAUUGCUCCCAUUCGCGGCCCUCGAGGCUAUGGAGAGCCUCGAAGAGCUGGACAUCUCGGGAUACAAGAUCGACGAGGACACGUUCCAGGAUUUGGCGCGGUUCCUGCAAUACCGGAGUUGGAAGCUCGAUCAAAGCCAGCCCCUGAAGUUCAACAAACUAGUCCUUAACCACUGCGGAAUCACCGGCACCCAAGCUGCUCAGCUCUUCGACGCCAUCGGCGAGGACCACGGCAUGCACCUUUCUCUAAGCGGCAACGCGAUCGAAGACGGCAUCGAAGCUCUCGUGGCGGCCAUACGCAAACAGCACGGCCCCGCCGCUCUGUGCCUCGAGAUGAUCGAGUUCAAACACGAAGCCAACUAUCUCGCCCUCAUCCGAUCCCUCACCAGCUCCCGACACCUAACCCUCCUCAGUCUAGCCGGAACCGCCCCGUCCCCUUCCUCAUCCCAUGGCCCGUGCAGCAAGGAUCUCGUCACGACGCUCCACGACUUCUUCGCCCGCAACACAUCCAUCAAGUGUCUCGACCUGUCCGGCUUCUCCGGCAAGCUCGACGACGGCCAACUCCCCCGGGGCUUCGGCCGCUCGCUCGCGGGGCUGGCAUUUAACUCUGUACUAACCCACCUCCGCAUCCGCAACCAGAACCUGCACGACGACGCGGGAACCCUCGGCCGCGUCCUCUCGUCGAGUCUGACGCCCACCACCGCCACCGUGCUGGCGAGCCUCGACUGCCGCGACAAUAACUUCAACCUGACCUCGCUCCGUUUUCUCGUCGACUCGAUCCAGUCCAAUGACAACCUCAUCGACUUCCCCCUCCCGCGCGAGGAGCGCGACGCCAUAUGGCGGAAUGUGCUGCGCGGCCUGCAGCGCACCCCGUCUAGUGUGGCGCUGCCUGCGCUGGGGACGGUCAGCGCGGCGAAUCCGUCGCCCGUGCCGGUGAGGGAUCUGUUGCGGGAGGAGGAGGUCUUGCUGAGGGAGGUGCUGGAUGGGUUGGUGGCAAGGCUGGAGGGAAGGUUGAGAGAGAAUAGGGAGAGGUUGGGUUUUGGGUUGGGAAGAGGAGGUGGUGGGGGAGAGAAGGCAGCCAGGGAGAGGCAUCGGCAUCGGCAUCAGAGGAGUGCGAGCAGUAACACGGCGUUGGGGCUGUUUCCUGGCGAGGAGGGGUGGGGUUGGCCUGCUGCUGCGGGUUCGGAUGUGGCGGGCAGUAUUGAUGGUGGUGAUGUGCCUGGCUGGAGCCGAUCUCCGAGCACUGGAUCUGAGUCAGGCGGCGGCAUGGCGAGUCCCGCCGAGACGCUGGAUCCCGUGUCUGAGGUCGAGACACCUGCAGAAGCGGAAGACGAGGGGCAAGAUCAGGUGCGGCUGGGGGCUGUUAUGUACGAUGGGGAGACUGAUGCGGGGAAGUUGUCGGGCGACGAAGCAGUUGACGAAGGGGAUGAGAUAUUCCGGAAGAUGGUGGACGACUUCCGAAAGGCAGGGUUCGAGGUCUAGAACGAUUUUCAUAAGGCGCGGCUUUGGUUUGGUCAUUACGAUCCGGCGAAAGGCGGGGUUGUUCGGUGUACAUAUACAUGUAUCUGUACAGUAAGCAUGGGCAUGGCGGGUUGGAUGGGGAU